This is a messenger RNA of Orbicella faveolata, 5193 nucleotides long. RefSeq lists its product as uncharacterized. NCBI's taxonomy places the organism in Eukaryota, Metazoa, Cnidaria, Anthozoa, Scleractinia, Merulinidae. The record is from RefSeq and is a predicted model, not a curated record.
CCCCUUGAGCAACUUUCGUUCACGCUUCACAUGGAGUCGUGAUGUUUCCGCCAUAAGCAGAUCAAUUUUGUGAAAAAUAACCUUAAGUGCACUCCAAGAUGCAAAGGGAAGGAAUGAAUGUUGAGACAGCAGAUUACCUCACAUCACUCCUGCAGAGGUACGAUGCAACAGAUGGUGGACUUCCUGCUGAAGCCAUUCUCCCACCAGUUCCAGUUCCAAGAGAGAGGUUGGGUCCUCCAACACCCGCUGAGUUCCUUGUACCCGCAGUUAUUCUUUGGGAUCCUUUAAACCAAGUUCCAAAUCUGACAGAGUUAGCCUGUCCUCAUGAAAUCCAUGAUAAUGAAGUCUGUGUGCUUAGGGCACACACAAGUAACAAGGGUAAUUAUGGAAGGUGGAAGGCUUCUAGAGGAACACAGGAUAUUCCCAGGGCCCUUUACUGCUGUGAUGGCUGUACACUGUUGGUGAGUCGCUUGUAUACCUGCAAGAAAGGCCACAAGAUAAUAUCUCAUGAUCCACGACUCAUGGAGAACAUUCCCUCAUCAUAUCAAGUCCCAUUUUAUCUGUUACACAGAACAGGUUUUACCCAUGAGUUAGCCACCUGGGUCCAUUCUUGUGUGCUUGCUGGUAUGACCUUUCACGAGAUUGAAGAGGUUUUGAUGCAAAGGCACCGAGAUGCUUAUGAAGAACGCAGAUGUAAGUUUGAUGCAGAAGUCAAGUCAUAUCUUGAAAAGAAUCCAGAAAAUCAGUCAGCUGUGGAAGCAUUUCCUGAGUUCAAGACUUCCCAAGUUCCUUCUUUGGAGACAACGAUGUCAAGCAUAGUGCACAUGUUUGAAGGCAAUGAGCAGUUCUACAUACAGAGAAUGAGUGAAUGGCCAGCCAAACGCAUUACUGCUGGAUACUACUUUAAAGUAGCGACAACAAUCGGUGAAAAACUGGAGACAGCUGGAAAAUGGAUCACCCAUUUUAAGAACAUGUACACAGUCAUGAAUGAAAAGGGUCAGGUGGUAGCCUGGAAGUUUACCAAAGAAAAAGAUCUAAAUGAUGUGAAAGACAUCCUGGCAGGACUGCAGCAACGUUUUGAGAGGCAAGGCAGACAACUGGAGAUGGUUCUUGUGCCAGAAUGUUGUGAAACCAGAGACCAAUUUAAUGCAACAUAUGGCAUAGAGGUCCCAGUCAAACUUGAAUUGUCAAAAGCAGUUCACAGAGUUGUGAGGAAAAUCCCUGCAAAGAAAAGAGAAGAGAAUCCGCUGACCAAAGCUUGUGUUCGUGACUUCGCCCUGGCCUUGCGUUACCCAACAGACAGGGGAGACAUCCGCAAUGAAGCAACACCUCCACCAGAUGUCAUCUCUGAAAACCUUGAUGCCUUUGUGGAUGGUUGGAAAGACAUCAUUGAAGGGAAUGAGCGGGUGUUAACUCUGGCAGCACAGAGACAGAUCGUACAGCUAAGAACUCAUAUAGAAUCAGGAUGUCUGUCAGAAAUCCCAGCCUCUCCAGGAAGUGAAAAUAUUGAUGAGCUGCACAACAUUUUGAAGCCUGUCUUGGAGAGGAAGUUCCUAAAUGCCGACAUGGCCUUAGCCCUUAUUUCAACACUUCUCUACGUGUGGAACGAGAGGAGAGCAAAUUCAUUACCCAAAGGUGCCCUUGUCCGGCCAAUAUCAAAGUACAGGGGAACGCUGGAAGUCAGUGGGUUCACACCAAGUCCUGAAAGAUUUGGGAUUAUCAAGGCUGAAGAUGAUGAAAAUGAUGACUCCUCUUCUGCCAAUUACUCCUUUGAUGUUCUAGCUUUGCAGUGCUUGAUACUUGAUGCAUUUGGUGGAAACAGAGAGGCAGAGAUCCAAGGAAAAGGCAGUGAAACCUGUUUAAGUGAGGCUGCUCUGAAGAAAGUUAUUGCAAGAGCAUCCAAUUUGCUGUCAGUAUGGGAGAUCCUAAAGACACAGGCCGUGCAUGAAGUGUCCAUCAAUCCUCGUCUAAUGCAUCUUAUGGCAUGUUCUUUGAUCCUAUUCAGCCGAAAUGAAUGUGCUAUUGAUGACAGAUCAAAUCAUGAAACAAGGCUGAAUGAAACACUGAGAUAUUAUCAGUUGAUGGUCUUCUCUGUAAAGAAGGAUACCACUGAAGCAGAUGGAUUUUUCACUGCAGUCAGUUCAGGACUUGACUCCAUUCUGAGAAGUGAUUUGCCAGAAACUGAAUCAGUGAAACAGCACCUUGCCUCUAUUGGAUAUCACACUGAUGAAGGAAGCAGCCUAGAGGAAAAUGUUUCUGUGCUGCGACAGUUGAUCAGCGAUGAGUGGCUUGCAGGUGAAGAAGAAUACAGCAAACUUCUGGUCUCACACAUGAUAAGUUUUGCAGAAGAAGCUCAGGCAUUCAGGAAAAGAGGAUACUUCAAAGCUGAAAUGUCAAAUCUCCUGCCAAUUGCAGCAGCAAAGGUUUUAAAAGUGCCAGUCAUUGUCUUCACUUCCCUUCAACAUUUUCCUAUUGUCCCAGUUGUACCAUCAGAUGCCAUCAUUAUUGGUUCUUGCAUACAUGUCGCAUACAAUGCAGCAGGCUUUGGAGGGUUUUAUGAUGUUGGCACAUAUGUUAGCAGUUCCAUUGUGCUUCCAAAACUGAUGACUGAUCCCGUGGCAAGGCGCAGAGAUAGCAGGAAACGAUAUAGAGAGAAGAUGGCAUUGCUGAAGGUCAAUCAACCAGCAAAGAAGAGAGGAAAGAAGCCCAAAACAGCUGGUUCACAGGAAGAGAACCAUGAAGAUGGCAAAACUGAGGCAGAGGCUGAUGAUUCUGUUGCUUCACAACAUGAUGAUUCCAUGGAUGUCUCUUCAGCUGAUAUAACUGACCAAGACAAAUCCAUGGAUGCAUCAGUGCAAGAAACAGAAGGGGAAACCUCAUUGGAGUCAUCAGCAGUAGUAAAUGAUAUCGAUGAAGGAGUAGAAGCUGCAGCAAACCUCCUUGAAAUGGCUUACAGUGAGGCAGGUAUGAAUGAGGAGACAAUGGAGGAGUCUAUUACAGAGAGUGCUGUAACAGGUGAAAUUUUACCAGCAACUGACCAAGAAACCAAGGAGGACCUGCAGGCUUGUUUGCAAAACCCAGAUCCUCAGGAUGAGCAGAUUACCACGGGUCCCAACGAAACACCAGAGAUGGUAUCUCAGGAAAAUGUUGCCAAUACUAUAGAAACAACAGAGGUGGUGUCUCAAGGAACCAUUGCUUCUGCUGGAGAAACAUCAGAGGUAGUAUCUCCAAAAAGCAUUGCCAAAGGAAGUACAGCUGAAGCUGUCACUGAACCAGAUGUUGCAACAGAAACCAUAGCAGAGGAUGUCAUUAAUCAAGCAAUCAAUGGGGAGGAUAAAGAAUCACUGGAAGUAGAUGCAGAAGGAAUGACCCCAGAACCUGUUUCAGCUGGCAAUGAUGCAAGCAGUGCUGAACCACUCACCCCCAAGAGCAAGCCAUCGGUUCUUGACAGUGAAAUGGUCUUGAGCUUCCAGGAGGGUGUAAACAUACAGAAACAGACAUUCUCUUGUAGCUGUGGUAGGGGAAGUGGAAAGAAUCUGAAGCGCACCCAGUUCUGCCUGACACUAGAGGGUGGCUAUCUUACACGUUGUGCCUGUUAUAGAAAUGCAUCUGGUUGCUCUCACAGAUGCCGCUGUUACCUCUGUUGCAAUCCAUAUGGCACUGCUCAAGCGGCAAAGGCUACCAAGCCAGCUCGUCAGGUACGUCGUUUCCGACCAAGACACAAAGUUCAGGUGAUCAAGAGUCGUUUUCCAAGUCUAACCUUUACCAGCCCUUUGCCAAAAAGUGAUGCACAGAACUCCAAGUGGUUGGAAGUUGACUCAAUGGCAUUUGAGUGCCUCAUAGCUACUAUGAGUCAUGCCGGAUUGGAACUGACUCCAGAGAAUAUCGCAAAAGAGUUUGCCAGGCUGUGUACCAUGUCACAAAAUGAUGGGGGGAUCCUGGGGAACACGGUUCAGUCCAAAAUGAUUGUAGACAUCACACACCAGUUGGAGGUUGUGCAGAAAAACAUCCGCACCUUCGAGAACUUGUACAAAAAGCAGACAGAGCUGAACUGGUUUCAAGGAAUGGAAGUUGUUUUCUCAACAGAAGUGGUUGUCUCAUCAUAGAUGAAAAAAUGGAGAAACAGUACAAGGACAUGAUGCGAGACCAGAAAAGACAGAGAUCAAGAUUGUUGCGCUAAAAAAAAACAGUUUGAUUGUUGAUAAUUAACUGCUGUAUGAACUACUCUUUUUACACAAUUUGUAGAAAAGGGCAGAUGGCCCAACAAAGGUCACUUGCAUAGUUGGGUUGAAUGAUUUUGUAUAAGAAGCUCCCCUAUAGAUCAUUACCAUCUCAUAUCGUCAAACUUUUCUUUGAUCUCUAUUGCUGAUUGCAUAAAGUCAUACAGUAUUCUUUAACAUCAAGAUCAGUAGUAACAUUUAUUUAUCUAAGGUAUGCAAGUUUUAGUGGUCAAUAUACAGUAUUGCAAAUGCUCAGAUUGUAACACAAACCAUUUUCAUCUUGGACUUUUAGUUAUAACCAGUAAGAAUGCAGUAACCAUGAGUAUAAAUCACACCACUUUUUUUUUACGAUAACUGCAGAAAUUCUUGCACAGUCAUUGGCUAAUUUUCAUUGUCAAUAAGUGGACAGGCACAUGAAAUUAUAAUUUAUGUGGUGCGUCAACAAGUGAGAGCGGACAAUUUGACAAUUUGUUAUCCUAAGCAACAAAUUGAUCUCAGUUUUUAAUACGUCUGUCCUAUUAUUGACAGUGAAUUUCGUCUUAACAUUGUCAAAGUAGUCUGUGGAUCCAGACAAUGUUAUGACAAAAUUCAUGUUCAAUAACAGGACAGAUGCAUGAAAAACUGAUGUCAGUUAGUUAAGUUGACCAUGUUAGUUUUACAGUUCUUUACACGUCAUACCAUACUUAAGGAUUGCUUUCCAUGAAAAGUAGUUUAUAAACGUUUUUCGUACUGGUUGGGUUUAUUUCCUCUCAGAUAAUCAUUUUCUAUAAAUUGUUCUUAAAUAACUCAUUGGAGCUUAACUUGUGAUUGGCAAAUUGUAAUAAUACUUAAGUUGUAGUCAAUGGUAAAUGAUUGUCAUUGUUUGGUAUUUGGAUGGAUACUUUGAAACAUUAUGGUAUUCUCUUUCACCAUAAUUAACAAACAACCACCUGUUUUAAUUUUAGAAUAAAAAUGUAUCUAUAUAAGUUCUCAA